AUGGCCAACCAAAGAUAAUAGGUCGAUCAGCUUAAGUACGCCCUCUGGUUAGCAAUCAUGUAGAGUAUAUCUCAAUAUCGAUAUUAGAUAAAAAUGAAUAAAUAGUGUAAUUUUUUAAUUCCCCAAAAAUUGAAAUUAAUGUUAAUGUCGCCUUAACAAAUCAAGGCAUAACAGCUCUGCACUAGGCAGCAAGCAAUGGAAAUUUGAAUUUGGUUUAAUUUUUAGUGGCAAUCCAAAAGGCAGACAUUGAUCAACAGGAUUUAGUAAUUUGUAAUGCAAAAAAUAGCUUGGAAGAACUUCGCUUCAUUUCGCAUGUGCAAUUGGCAAUCUUGCAAUAGUGGAUUAUUUAAUUCAAUCAAAGGCAUCGCCCAAUAUUCAAACUAUUGUAUAAUCGAUUUUUAUUGCAAGGGAGGAGAAUCACCAAUAAUGAAAGCAGCCUAAUUUCAUCAAUCACAAUUAUUAUCCUAUUUAAUUCAAACUCAUUCUGAUAAAAUCAAUUGGAAUCUAGUUAAUAAAGUAAAUAUUAUGAUUAAUAAAAGUUUGGACAUAAUGUUUUGCAUAUAUUUCGGAUUUCUUGUGUAAAUUCAUUGGAGAAAUAAAAUUAAAUUUAUUCACCAAUAAAUGAUGUGAUGGUUGAAUUGAUGGCAUCCAUUACAGCUGAAGGACAAUAAACAAUUUAAUGA
Molecule: messenger RNA, 683 nt
Organism: Paramecium octaurelia
Lineage: Eukaryota; Ciliophora; Oligohymenophorea; Peniculida; Parameciidae
Source: the annotation of a GenBank genome assembly